Messenger RNA from Drosophila melanogaster (fruit fly), 4058 nucleotides. RefSeq lists its product as uncharacterized. Bases 1062 to 2780 code for a protein of 572 amino acids. NCBI's taxonomy places the organism in Eukaryota, Metazoa, Arthropoda, Insecta, Diptera, Drosophilidae. The transcript has 2 exons. The record is from RefSeq and is marked reviewed.
GCACUCCAACGGUACUUCUGAGCGUGCCCGAAUUCGAAUUGGAAUUCAGUCGAGCUUUGCGCGUCGUCGCCGCCGUUCGCGAAGUUUGUUGCUGGAUGGGCUCGUUCGCUAUCCCCCACCCCCACUUAUGUCGUGUCGUGUCGUUGUCUCUCUCUCUCUCUCGUACUCGCUCAAAGCCUGUCACCCACUUUUCUGCGCCCGCUCGCCGGCUUUGGCGCGGCCUUAAAACGUGAGUACCCCUCUCUCGCUCCGGCCUGCUCUCCGUCCUGCGUGUGUGCUUCUGUGUGUGUGGGGGAGAGUUUGGCGAUAAUCUCCAAUUUCCCGAUAAGAUAUCCCACUGUGUCGUCGCACUCUGCCCGCUCCCCUCUCAGCUCGAGCCUGUCCGGCCCCAAAGAGCCGCUUCGGCUGCCGAGGAGAGCGUCUAGAAGGAUCGCACCUGCAGCGCAAUCGAUGCCACGAUGGCCACUUUCUCAAGGAGUUCGUCCACGCACUACGCGUGCACCGUAAGAAAAAGUGAGAAUUCUAGCCGCAUACCUUCCGAAGUUUACGAGUAGCAUCAAGGCUACCUCGUUCAAGGGAAGCCAUCAACUACGUUGGAGCACAUGCACAGAAGCAAUCGAUCAUUGGGAGCGUUGUCUAUACCAUAAGCAUGUUUCAGACCUGCCGCCUUUAUUUCCUCAGUGCACCGCGCUCUCUUCAUCUCUCUUUUCGGCUUAUCACUCCCACUGUGUGGGUGGCGUGGAGUCGAGUCGAGUGGAGUGGAUUGGAGUGGAGCUGUUGCGUUUGUUGUUGCUUUCAUUAUGUUAUUAAUUAGGCGAGUGGCGGCUGUGGUGGCGUAGGUGGGAUCGGAUCGAUUGCUAGGGGUGUGUGUUCAAUCAGGAGGUGGGGCGAUGGUCGCUGGUCAGUGUGUCGCUGGUCACUGUGUGGAGCACAGAUGGUGGCCACUUCGGCCCUCUUCGCUGCCGAUAGAAGGGAUAGAAGGCCCAUGCAAAGCUCCAGAGAAUAACACAGUGUGCAUUACUUUCUCCCCCAGCUUCACGACGUCUUGCAAACGGUUGAAAAUGGAGAAGACUCCCCGGUACACGCAGCGGGAGCGGAACAUGGUGUUGAGCUACGCGGCGCAGUACAAGGAUGUGAUCGAGAACAAGCGCACGGACGCGGAGUCCAACCGCAAGAAGGACGAGGUGUGGCUGCAGAUCGCCAAGGAGUUCAACUCGCGGGUCUACCACCAGCGCAGCGCCAAGCAGCUGCGCCAGCUUUACAAGAACAUGAAGCUGCUGCUCAAAAAGGACCUAUGCGGCGAGGACAAGAGCAACCAUUCGUUCAUGGACCUGCUCAACACGCUGUCGCACCAGGAGUCCGUGGCCCAGUACAUUGCCGAGCAGCUGUCGCCGGAGGGCGCGGGCGGUGGCGGCGGCGGCGGUAAGCAAGGCGGCGCGGGCAACGGAGGCGGAAACGGACACCAAUCGGACGACUACGACGACUCCAAGAUGCCCCACUACCACGAGGGCAUGGACACGGACGUGAUCCUUAUCAAGUCGGAGACAAUUAGCGACAACGAGCAGACGGACAAUGGCAUGGACUGCCUGGACGAGGACGAUGACGACGACUGCUUGAGCCACAAGGCGCCGGAGGUGUGCCUCGAGGAGGAGGACGACGUGCUCUUUCCAACGGACGUGCGCCAGCUGCAGCAGGUGGGAUCGUCCGGAGCCGCCGGCGGUGGUGUCUCCGGAGGCUCCCUUCCCGGAAACAUGUCUAGCAACGGGAUUACCGAAACCAGUCGCCGCGCCGCAAGCUCGCCCGUGUGCUCCACGAAGACCUCGAUUAGUUCCAGCGGGAGCUACGCAUCAGCGCCCAAACCGGACAUCACUAUCCAGACCGUGGGCCACAUACGCGUGGGCAGCUUUGCCAACAUCAACAAGACGCUGCAGAACGGCGGCUCCGGCACAGGAGCUGUCCUAUCAGCGGCCAGCAAUGGCGGCUCCAGUGCCAGUGGAGUGCUGCCGCUCACAGCGGAGCAAGUGCAGCAGCACACGCUGCUGAACGGCCUAGGAUUGUCCGCCGUGAAUCCGGCUCAGUCUCUGCAGGCGGCCAUCAAUGCCGCCUAUGGGUCCGCCGCUCCAUCUUCAUCGGUCGCCAUUAGCAGCCGCCGCACCCCUCCCACUCUGCAGUUGCCACGCCUUCAGCGCGGAAACAUCAACAAUAGCCACCACACUGCCGGCAGCACAAGCAAUUCCGCGGUGGCCUCCAAUGGAGUGCAACUGUUGCUCAACGGCGGCCACCACGCACAGAUGACGCACAACCAUUUGGCGCGGGACAAGACAGGAGGCGUGGCCAUCGGGGCGGCGGGCAGUUUCAACGGGUACAACGGACUGGCAGUGGCGGGCACAGUGUGCAGCGCCUUGAACAGCAGCGGAUCCGGAGCCGGAAGCGGCGGGAGCAGUGCCAACAACAGCGGCGUGGGCCUGGGGAUCGGCGGGGCACACACGUCGGGCAGCGGAGGAAGUGGCAGCGGUGGGACGAGGAGCCAGCACCAGGAGCUGAUGAAUUCGCUGAGGAUCGAGGAGAGCAAGCGGAAAAUCGACCUGAUCAACGCCCAAAUCGAAUACUGGCAGACGCUCACCCGCAAGCUGAACAGUCAGGCGAAUCACAUGCCCAAUCCUGCGUGCCCGUGCCACUUCCCUGGAGCCAGUGUGCUCUCGCCCGUCGCCGUGACCGCCGCUAGUGCCUCAUCGUCCGCUUCCGCCAAUGUGUUGCAGACGCAGGCCAGCACCAGCUAGUCCGCAGCCAAGGGGCGGUUCGAACUAGUCGGGGGUCCUGCGGGCGAAAGCGAAAGCGACAGCGACAUCAUCUCGAUAGUGGACAUAGAUGAUGGGCGGUCUAGGGAGGACGAGCAGUCGGAGGACGAUGGCGAGAACCGUGACCAGGCCAUAACGGACCUGACGCUACCCGACGAAGACGAGGAAGACGAUGUAGACGAAGAUGACUCACAGGAUGCCUUGGUCAGGGAUGUUGGCGUGGUGGGCGGCCUGUCGUCGCCAGAUACACCGCCCCACUCCUCUCCGCCGCCAGCGAAGCGCUCGAAGCGCCAGGAAGUCACCUCCGAGCUCCUGAGGCAGCUGGCCCUGCAGCAGAAUCAGGAUCCCCAGGAGGGGUGCUAGUAUUUUGUCUAGUUUGCUAAUUUUAUACUUGCUACCAUGGAUUGACGCAACCACUUUGUAACAUUAAUUUUACCAUAUAUAUUUAUUUACGCCCAGUUUGAGUGCCAAAACAGAAACCAAGAUUGGGGCCUUGCCAUCGAAAAUGCUUGCCAAAGGACCUGCUGAAAUAACCGGUCAUAACCACUCGCGACCCACUAUUUAUUUGCCAGCCUAACUGAAACAUAGCGAUUCAUCUCAUUUUAAAAUGUCUUGCGUCGCCUAUUUUUUUAUUGCCUUUUUUUUUCUAUACAUGUAACGUGUUUAUUUUUAAGUUUUCCUACGAGCUGCUACCAAAAAGAAUAAGAAGAAGAAGGUGACUAUCUUGAAUGUACAUUUACUUUACAAAACUAGACCUUACUUACUUACUUAAUUAGAGAUCGAGCAGCUAAGAACGCAUGAAAAUGAAAUGUACAAAUGUGGUUCCUAAUCUAGUCCCUAAAGUCAAAAGUGAAGAACGAAAGAGCUACAGAAAAGAAAUCGAAAUUGUUACGCCUAGCCGAGAACUUGUGUAUUAUUUUUUUAUAUCGCUUAGAUUGUUCCCCCGAGGAAAGCAUUGAAGGAACUGUAGCUAAUUUAUGUACUUAAUGAACCAGUGAAACCAAACCAAUGAUUUGAAAUGGUGUAAAGAGAAGAAACUUGCUAGUCGCCGCUGCAUAACUGUGUAAAUGUGGCACACAAACCAUUUAGUUAGUGUUAGUGCUACUGUACGUGUAAAAUACAAUUAAUUGCCUAUCCAGACCCAGUAACCACAAUUUACAAGGAAGCACACACCAAACGAAACUGAAAACCAAGAAAACAAAACUAUUUAUACAAUUUUGUAAACAAGAACUUAUUAAUAAAACAAUGAAUUUACUUUGU